AUGGCUGGCAAGAUUACUGCCUACUUGGACUGCGUGUCCCUGUACUCGUGGUUUGCACUUCUUCAACUCGAGAAGAAUCGAGAGAAACUCGCGUCCCACAAUGUGGAGUUGGAUAUAGUUCCCGUCUUCCUCGGUGGGAUUAACGUCGGUAGCGGUAACAAGCCACCGUGGACAUUGCCAGCCAAGGGCAAAUACGGGAAGUAUGAUGUGAAACGGGCAAUGAAGUACUUCGGUACACCGAACAUGAAGACACCGAAAAACUUCCCCAUUCUCAGCCUGCUCCCGCAGAGGGCCUUGGUCUUUAUCAAAACGAAACAUCCUAACUUACUCGUUCCGACGCUGCUGGACUUUUUCCGCGCCUUGUGGGAAGAUGGCCUGGAUAUCAGCAAGCCGGAUCAGGUCGCCCAGGUCCUGUCAAAGAGAUAUAGCGAGGCCGACGUCUGUGAGAUUCUGGAGAAAGCAAACAGCCCCGAGUGCAAGCAAGCUCUGAAUGACAACACAAAGGAAGCCCUGGCCAAGGGCGCUUUCGGAUGCCCGUGGUUCAUCGUCAAGAACUCCAAAGGCGAGGAGGAGCCAUUCUUUGGUAGCGACAGGUUCCACUACAUCUGGGACUUCUUGCAGUUGCCGUGGAAGGACUUCGAGUUGCUUCCUGGGCAGGCGAGACUGUGGCAGUCGAAACUCUGA
Westerdykella ornata is the source of this 684-nucleotide messenger RNA. Its product is annotated as thioredoxin-like protein. The record is from RefSeq and is a predicted model, not a curated record. Gene Ontology annotation, biological process: glutathione metabolic process. Lineage: Eukaryota; Fungi; Ascomycota; Dothideomycetes; Pleosporales; Sporormiaceae. Gene Ontology annotation, molecular function: glutathione transferase activity; glutathione peroxidase activity. The coding region runs from base 1 to 684 and encodes 227 amino acids. Gene Ontology annotation, cellular component: peroxisome; mitochondrion. The transcript is spliced from 5 exons.